UCCUAUUUUGAGGGCUGCCCUGUCUUGCACUGUUUUACAUUGACUGGAGCGAAGAGACCCCGUCCCCCUUCACCUGGAGACUUCCUUUGGUGGAUUUCCUCCAGCAGUCGGUCAGUAGGAAAUUAUGCAGGUCGUUGGUCCCCUCUUUUUCUCUGUAAACGCCUGUCCCAGUUUGUUUUGUUUUAUUCAUGCUCUCGGCAAAGGUGCGUCACAUCCAGACUCUCUGGUUCUUGACGGUGAAGCAGUUCCCUGUUAAAGACAGAAAGAUGUGUCAGAAUGGGAGCAUGUUUCAAAAAAGAGAACAGUCCAAAAAUAUUUGUAGUGGCUUUUUUUUCCCCCCUUUGUAUUCCUAUAAUACAUUAAUCAGGAAAACUCUAGAACUGAUUUUACAAAACAGUUUUUAAGGGCGACUAACAUAUUCCAGGAUAUUUUAAAAGACAUUAAAAAAAAUUCUGCAACAUAGUCACCGUUGUUCAUAGUAUAUCAUGUAAAAUGAUACAGUGAGAUGCUGAUGUGUGUAAGUGGGAAAGCCAUAUUCUUGGUGGCAGAUGAAAUACAUUAUUCAGGGCCAUUUUGUGGAUUAAGUAAAUCCUCUCUCUGUCUUUUGUGUUCCCUUGCAGUGGCGAAGGCACAGUGUUAAAGAACAGAGAAAUGAUCCUUAAUCAUUUAGCGUUUUGUCUCCACCACCCACCAGAGAAUGAAGUGGGGAAAGAAGUGAAAUUCAGUGCAGUUUUGUAACCUAGAGAAUCCUUUAUGUAUUUGCUUUAGUGUUCAGUGUGUUUUUCUACAAGUUACAUAGAUACAAAUUGGGGGAUGGUGUCUAUGAUACCUUCAUGAUGAUAGAUGAAACCAAGUGCCCACCCUGUUCAAAUGUACUCUGCAAUCCUUCCGAACCACCUCUACCCAGAAGAUUCAAUAUUACCACUGAGCAGCUGACGAGCGACCAUGCUCAGCGCUUUCUGAAUGGAGGUGACAUGAAGGUGGAGCAGCUGUUUCAAGACUUUGGCCACAGCAGACCCGAUACUCUUCAGUCAGCUGGCAUCACCGACUCUGAAAAAUGCUCUCCUACCGUUUCUCAGGGCAAAAGUUCAGAGAGCUUGAAUAUGGUGAAGUCCAGCAGUUCAUCCAAAGCUCCUAAAGUAGUGCCUCUGACUCCGGAACAAGCCCUGAAGCAGUAUAAACACCACCUCACUGCUUACGAGAAGCUGGAAAUCGUCAAUUAUCCAGAAAUUUACUUUGUGGGGCCAAAUGCCAAAAAAAGGCAUGGGGUUGUUGGUGGUCCCAAUAACGGGGGGUAUGAUGAUGCAGAUGGGGCCUACAUUCACGUACCUCGAGACCACCUAGCGUAUCGGUACGAGGUGCUGAAAAUUAUCGGCAAGGGGAGUUUUGGACAGGUAGCCCGGGUCUAUGAUCACAAGCUUGGGCAAUAUGUGGCCCUGAAGGUGGUACGCAGUGAGAAACGCUUCCGUCGCCAAGCAGCUGAGGAGAUCCGGAUUUUGGAGCAUCUUAAAAAACAGGAUAAAACUGGUAGCAUGAACGUUAUCCAUAUGCUGGAAAGUUUCACAUUCCGGAACCAUGUUUGCAUUGCCUUUGAAUUGUUGAGCAUAGACCUUUAUGAGCUAAUUAAAAAAAACAAGUUUCAGGGUUUCAGCGUCCAGUUAGUGCGCAAGUUUGCCCAGUCCAUUCUGCAGUCCCUGGAUGCUCUCCACAAAAAUAAGAUCAUUCACUGUGACCUGAAGCCAGAAAACAUUCUCCUGAAACACCACGGGCGCAGUGCAACCAAGGUCAUUGACUUUGGGUCCAGCUGCUUUGAGUACCAGAAGCUUUACACGUAUAUCCAGUCUCGGUUCUACAGAGCUCCAGAGAUCAUCUUAGGAAGCCGCUACAGCACGCCCAUUGACAUCUGGAGUUUUGGUUGCAUCCUUGCAGAACUUUUAACAGGACAGCCUCUCUUCCCUGGAGAGGAUGAAGGAGACCAGUUGGCCUGUAUGAUGGAGCUUCUAGGGAUGCCGCCACCAAAACUUCUGGAGCAAUCCAAACGUGCCAAGUACUUUAUUAAUUCGAAGGGCCUACCUCGCUAUUGCUCUGUGACCACUCAGGCCGAUGGGAGGGUUGUGCUUGUGGGGGGCCGCUCACGUAGGGGUAAAAAGCGGGGUCCCCCAGGCAGCAAAGACUGGGUGACAGCACUGAAAGGGUGUGAUGACUACUUGUUUAUAGAGUUUUUGAAAAGGUGUCUUCAUUGGGACCCCUCUGCCCGCCUGACCCCAGCUCAAGCAUUAAGACAUCCUUGGAUCAGCAAGUCUGUGCCCAGACCUCUCACCACAGAAAAGGUAUCAGGGAAACGGGUGGUAAAUCCCACAAACGCUUUCCAGGGACUGGGUUCCAAACUGCCUCCAGUUGUUGGAAUAGCCAGCAAGCUUAAAGCUAACCUGAUGUCAGAAACCAAUGGAGGUAUACCUCUGUGCAGUGUAUUGCCAAAACUGAUUAGCUAAUGGACAGCUGUGUGCUCAGAAAUGCAUAUACGUGUAUUUUUAAUUAUCUUGCAAACCUACAAAUGGAAGGGAAAAACAGUAUAAGCCCAUCGGUAGAUACGUUUUGUUAGACUAGACUUCCUUUUUUUAACAGACAAAACAUUUUUAUAUGACUGUAAAAACUCUUCAAGGGCUGAUUACCUAACCAGCUUGUAUUGGCCACCCUGAAAUAUACAUUAAAUGACUUUUUAUAGGUCA
Molecule: messenger RNA, 2729 nt
Organism: Loxodonta africana (African savanna elephant)
Lineage: Eukaryota; Metazoa; Chordata; Mammalia; Proboscidea; Elephantidae
Gene: DYRK3
Product: dual specificity tyrosine phosphorylation regulated kinase 3
Exons: 3
Coding region: 834-2492 (552 amino acids)
Biological process (GO): positive regulation of cell cycle G2/M phase transition; peptidyl-threonine phosphorylation; cytoplasmic stress granule disassembly
Cellular component (GO): cytoskeleton; cytoplasm; nucleus
Molecular function (GO): protein serine/threonine kinase activity; protein serine/threonine/tyrosine kinase activity; ATP binding
Source: RefSeq, a predicted model, not a curated record